Molecule: messenger RNA, 900 nt
Organism: Hypoxylon trugodes
Lineage: Eukaryota; Fungi; Ascomycota; Sordariomycetes; Xylariales; Hypoxylaceae
Exons: 1
Coding region: 1-900 (299 amino acids)
Source: RefSeq, a predicted model, not a curated record
AUGAAUUGUUACGCAUUAAUGAGAGCCCUUCUACUUGGGCUAUUUUUUCAGUAUGUUUGCGCGGCCCCAAUUGCGGACUCCUCUAGCAUAAGAGCUAUAUACCUAUUCAAAGAUGUGUUGAAAUCAAACACCACAGCCAUAAAGACGUCCGGCUUCAACACACUCGUGAUCUUCGGCGUCGGUAUCCUCGAAAAUGGCGACAUUAUGUACUACUCGAACACACCGGGAAGCAAAGACACUCUUAUUGCAUCCAACGGUGGAUACGUCGGUGGUGACGCACUCGCCGAAAAAGUUAGCGGGUUUAAGAAAGGCGAUGAGACGGGGAUCAACCGGGUCGAGAUUUCGAUGAACUCGCAACAUGUUCUCGAUCUCAUGCGCACCCCUGGUCCCGGCGCGACGACACCUCUUUACCGUAACUUUGCAGCGCUCAAAGCGGCAUGGAGUCUCGAUGCUGUUAACAACGAUGACGAAUCUAUUUACGAUGCUUCUAGCACUGUUGCUUUUGCCAAGAUGCUUGGAGAGGCGGGGUACAAAUACACCAUCGCGCCUUAUACCAACACGCGCCACUGGGCUUCCGUCACGACACAGGCAAACAGUGGCCUUAAAGAGCCGGAUCUGCUGCUGGAUAGAGUGUACCUACAGUGCUAUGAUGGUGGGGCUGGAAAUGAUCCUGGAAGCUGGCAGAGUACGCUUGGCAUGAAGGUCGUACCACUUAUAUGGGUAACGAACGACUCGAAACCAUCACAAGGCACGACUGCUUCUCAAGCUCGUUCUAGAUUUUCCAGUUGGAAUUCUCGAAGCACGAUUGCUGGAGGGGGAUAUUGGAAUGAUUACGAUAUCGAGAAGAUGGGAUUGUCGUAUACUGCGUAUGGAGACGUUUUGAAAAGUAUUUUUCCGUAA